GUAGUAUAAAAAUAAAAUUUAUUAUUAUAGUAAUAGUCUUCUGUGAUUAUUAUUGUUUCUAUACAUAUUGUUUGUGAUUAAUAUAAAUACACAUAAUUUUCUCGUUUGGUCGUUUGUAUUUUAUUGUAUUAUAAUAAAGUGCUAAGUGUGUAAGUAAGUGUUUUUAGUUGUGCUAUUUUUAUGUAAUUUUUAGUUGUAGAAAUAUAUUGGAUGAUGAACCUCCCGAUCCCGUAAGGGUUGGCGAAGAUUCUUUUUCCUUACCCAUUGAUAAUGACAAUGUAUAAAAAAAAAUUUACCGUAAACGCGCCCAAGUAAGUAACAGUCCUGUCCAUCCACAAAAAAAAUACUGAUCGAAACCAACAGUUUCCUUCAAUACCUAUUCAAUACAAUCCACAAAAUAUUAAAAAUAUACUUUGUGAUGGAGUCAAAAAAGUUGGACAAAACAGGAUAUCAGUUGAGAAUAAAACAGCAGCGGAUGCAAAUAAUUUUAUUGAUCACUCAGCUCUAAAUAGUUAUAAAUAAGAAACAACUAUCCCCUCAUAAUAUAUUAUCACUCGUAUGGGGCGAGUCAGACAAGUUCACAUAGAAUGGACACUAGAAUAAUUAAUAGCAGCUAUAGAAAUUCCCUCUGGCUUUGAUUCUAUAAUUAAAGCUUGCCGUCUUAAUAGACAAACAGUGAGUGACAACAAUAGCGUUUCAUAGAUUCCAACGCAGACAGUAUUUCUAACUUAUUCUGGACAAAAACUUCCACCCUGUUUUACUGUUUUUACACUUCUAUAAUACUACUGGUAUUAUAGAAGUUUAAAAACAGUAAAACAUGUUUUGCCACUUAUUCAGUGUCAUAAGUGACGUAAGAUUUGGUCAUGUUAUAUCCCAGUGCCGAUCAUCCCCUCGCUGCUUUGUUAUGUGCACAGAAUCAUGAUGGUUUACUAAGCAAACUCCCACUUGUCUAUUCUGCUCAGGUCCCCACACAGCAAAAGACCCUACUUGCCCUGAAUGUCUGUGGCAAAAUAUUUAAGCUUGUUAUGUUAAAAAAAAAUAUUUCAUAUUAUUUAGAAGCUUCAGCCAGAAUCUCUCAGGUAAGAAGAUUCUUUGCUGAAUCAAUAAGAAGCCCACCUCAUUUUUUUUUCAACAGACCUCUUAUCCCAUAACUGACAGUUCUUUAUUAACCCCUUUGGCUUAGCCUUCACAAACUUAUCAUAUAAAAAAAACUACUUUUAUUCCUCAACAUACCUACAGCCAAUCAUUAAAUUCUGGAUAUGAUAAGGCAGCCCAUCAGGCAAUUGUUGAGAAUCCUACUUCUUCCCUUCCUAAUGGGUAUGGAACUUUGCUAGGGUAUGACAAAAAGUCUUAUAAUGAUAAUUUCUGUGAACUUAUGAUAUCAAUGUUAAUUAACAUGAUUUCCUAUUUUAGUGAAACAGAACUUCCUCUCAGUUUAUGACAAAAAUAUACCUACUCAGUUACUUCAAUAACGUCAGAGUAUUAAACAUAAAGAGAAUGAACUAAUCUUCCUUACUAAUAAAUUUAGUCCACUUGUUUUUGCCAUCAAAGAGAUGUAGCUUAGACCUGACUACUAAUUUAGGGUCUCAGGUUAUUAAUGUCUUUGGGAUGAUAGGAUCGAUGGAAUGUUGGUUCCUCCAUUCUGACUUCAAAAAAAAUUGUAUACUAUACCUAUUUCUUCAAGGCUCUCAAUAUAUCUUUUCUGUCUGUAUACAUGCCUUCUUACAUGCCUAUCUUAGAUGAAUUUGUUAAUCAUGUUUCUUCACUAACUCCCCCUGUUAUCAUGGGAUAUUUUAAUAAGGAUGGUGACGUUAAAGAGGCUUAAUGUAUGGUUUGUAAGGCCACACACUUUCAAGAAGUAGAGUUGUAGUUAGUUAAUGAGUACGCCAAAAGGAAAAUAUCACCAAAGUUAAAAGUUUAAUAAAAGUAAAAUAGUUAUAAAGUUAGAGUGGCAAAUCUUUCCUGGAGUAGUUGGUGUUUAGAAAGACGGUUGUUGACGUACUGCCGAUUGUGAGAAUGCAAUUAACCGAUUCGUUGCGGCACCAAUUUUCGACAACUUUUAGCAACAAAUAUUUCAUGACACGCCGGGCGUGUCAAGCGCUACUAUUGUGCCAUCCGCCAUGUGUAAAAGUAAUGUUCUUUUUUAUGCUUUUUUUACUUGUUUAGACCUAAUUAAGUUUAUUUGACAUCAAACAUAAGUUACAAAUGGAAGGAUACUUGUUUUUAGUGGGUAACUACGUGUUUUUUACGCGUUUUCUUUGAAAUUGAGAGAAAGUGACUUUUUUAUGGAGAGAUUACAAACCUUUUGUACUAUUUUUUGUUGUUAUAAAAAAAUCAUUUAUAUGUUACGGCCUACGGCUGCUCCUCCAAAGAUUCAAUCAUCCGGGGCCCAUCAGCGGAGACUUCACGAACAGACGUAGGUCGGGCCUCAAUAUGGCCACGUGGAAUAUGUUCUAUCAAAAUAAACUAUGGGAGAAAGCUAGAAACACAUAGUACUUACCAUUAUCCGAAGCUAACUUCGCACCCAAGGCUUGGGCAGGCCGUGAGUGUGUGUAAUAGUGGAUUGCGAGUAGUAUAUAGUGAGGUGUAAAUGUCUGCGACCUGAGAAAGCUUAGGCGACCAGCAGCGGCCCAGUUCUAGGCUGCCCCAAAAUGCUACAUCGCUCCAGCAGGCUUCAGCGCCGGACCACUUCUUUCUUCACUGUCACUACUCAGUCUCUCAGCUUCAUUGUACAUUUAACUAACUUCAAUUCGCCUAAUUCCACACUCAUCACAGAAUCGAACACGUGAUAUCCGACACGGCAAGGACAGUAGCACAAAAUUCGACAUUGAAUGUCCCGGAUUCACUUAUCACAAAUUAUAAAUUCGACACCAGAAUAACACGUCGCGCCAGAGUCAAAAUACGCCUUGUUGACACGGAAAUUAAUCUACCUAGGCAACCAAAACACAACGCUCUCAACCCAGGAAUGCGCGGCUCGAAUCCUAGACCGUAUAUCUACUAGACGCGCGUACACUAUUCUGCACUCUCGCCCGAGUUAAAUAUCGCACAAUUCACAUAUCUACGUGACGAAGAAGCACGUACUUCAUCUAGCUAUCUAGAUCCACGACAGGUCUUGAAUUUCGCUAAGGGAGCCGCACGGGCUCCCUGCAUCGUGUCUGGCGGGGCACUGACUUUCUGCCCACGCGUCGAGCGACAGACUGCCCACGCGUCGAGCGACACCUCGGCGUUUAUCUCACCUACAUACCAAAUCAGAUUUCCAGCCAACUUAAGGGCCAGGAGUGUAUGGCUUCAGAACAUGAAAGCUGUUGACUGGACUCCAAAGGAAAAGGAUCAUCUUUGUUCAAAUCAUUUUGAUGCUAAAUGUUUUAAUAAGCAUUACAAUAGAACAACACUGAAGCCGGGUAGUGUUCCAACAAUAUUUGAAGGAUUAUUUGAUAACUCCAAUUCAUGCGAUGAGCUUAAAAUAGCUGACAGUAAAAAUGAGUCCAGAGAGGAAAAAAUAGAUGUAGUAGAACCGAAACCACCUGUCUUUACUUAUCCAUACAAAUAUGCAAUUUCUACCUCUUUAACUACUGAAAGUAUAAGCACAAGGCCCUUUUCAAGGAUACAGUCGCCAAAGCAAAGCGGGGCCAAAAGAUUACCAAGCGAAAGUAUCUUGGAAGAUAAAGGGUUACAAAAAGGUGCAAGUACUACAUACGAAUCAAAAAGCAAUCUACACGAUAUCACCAGAAACGGACAUGGCUAUGUAGCCUCUCGAACUCCAAAGAAAUCAAUAAUUAAAUAUGGCGUAGCGCAUGACCAUCAGUAUGAAAAUACUCCCAGGUCCUCAAAGAUAGUUAUACAACGUGCCAAGCGAUCGUUAAAAAUUAGAAAUGCACGGAUAAAAGUUUUGACCCAACAUGUUAAAAGAUUGAAAACUAAAGUAGCCAACCUCAAAAACGUUAUUAAUAACUUAAAUAAACGGAAUAAAGUCCCUGAAGAACACUGACCUGUAUAUAUUAUUACCACACUCCUGUGCUAAUUUGCGACGCUAUGCGAGUGUCCCGAGAACUAAUUUCGAACUUAUUGCAAAUGGCUGUCGUGGUAAAUUGAACAACCGUGAAGCGUUUAUGCAUUUUAUUUCAAUUUGUUGAUGUUUUUGUGAGUUUUUAAGGUCAUUUGUGUCGGUUCGAACUUUCAAACAUGAGGAAAUGUGUAUUUAGCAAACAUUGCUACAAGCACAGCUUAGAGACUUAACAGUUGUGAAACGCCUUUGAUGUCAGGCGAUGCCUACGCCUGCGUAGGUAUUUACGCGACCAGCUUGUAUGCUAGGCGUUGUCACGAAAAUGUAAAAUAAUUUUGGAUAUUAUAAUACUCAUUAUCAUUUAUUAACAUUAUGUGCAUACUUUUAAGCUAAAAACAUUUAUUGAACAAGACCAUUUUUUAUUACUACAAGAAAAAAACAAAUUUACAAGUACUGCCAAAUAUUUUCGUGACACUUUCUUUUUAUAGAUGUUUUCAGUUUUCGACUGUAAAAUUUAAUUAUGUAGUGUAUUCGCAUUCGUAUAAACAAUUUUAUCAAAAAUAAAUGAGGUAUGUGCAUUUAGUUAUUGUUUUUUUUAAUCAAAAUUGGUGUGCAAUGACAUGUAAAGCAUAAGAUUGUAAUCAGAAAUUUGUAUUGCAAUACUAUCUUAAAACGACAUUAUAGAUUUUUGGCCGAAUUGAUAUGUCAAAGAGAUCAUACCGAUAAUUUUAUUUUUCAGAUUUCCAACUGACUUGUUGGCCAGGAAUGUAUGGCUUUAGAAUAUGAAAGUCAUUGACUGGACACCAAGGAAGUAGAUUGUCUUUGUUCUAAAAAUUUCGAUGCUAAAUAUUUUAUUAAGCAUUACAAUAGAACAACAGUGAACUUGGUUGGUGUUCCAACAAUGUUUGAAGGAAUAUUUGAAACAAUGUCUACCUCUUCAGCUACUGAAAGUAUGGGCACAACGUCUUCUUCAUCAAGGCGACAGUCAACAAAGCAACGCGGUAUCAAAAGAUUACUAAGCGAAAGUAUCUUGGAAGAUAAAGAGUUACAAAAAGAUACAAGAACGACUCAAAAAUCUACACGAUAUUACAAGAACCGAACUUGACUAUGAAGUCUCUCCAAACUCUGAACUCCAAAGAAAUUAAGAAUUGAAAUGGCAUCGAUGUAGCAUGAACAAGUAAAAAAAAUAUAUUGAUAAAUAUCGAUAUAUUUUUUUCAUUUGCCCGUCCCUAGCAACUGGCUGUCGUAACAUUUAGAAUAAGUAGAUUAUAAAAAAUAUUGUGUCUUAAGUUUACAAUAAAAGCUGAUAAACGU
This is a messenger RNA of Parnassius mnemosyne (clouded apollo), 5317 nucleotides long. The record is from the annotation of a GenBank genome assembly. NCBI's taxonomy places the organism in Eukaryota, Metazoa, Arthropoda, Insecta, Lepidoptera, Papilionidae.